ACAAACAGUGUUAGAUAUAGUUCUGUAGGUACUAAAAUAUGUACAUAAUGUAUAUCAUGUUUCCAAAGUGGAAGGUGAAGAAAUUUGCAUCGAUCACAAAGUUAUAAGAGUGUUUGUUGUGAAUGUUUUCAGGUAAUAAGAGUACUUUUCUUGUUUUUCAAUGAAUUCAUAAUGCACCAAACUUUACAGAUUCUUCGUCUUCGAAUCGUCAAUAACUUAUUCUUAAAUUGAUUUUAUUACUGUUCCGCAAGUAGCAAUAAUUAAUGAUAACAGAUAAUGGUUCCCUGGAAAAUGAGAUAUACCUAAACAGAAUAUAAUCAUUCAUUUCUCUUUUAUUAUAUUUUUUUUAUCCAUCUCAAGAUAUACGUAUAGUAUAUCUGAUAAUUUUUCGAGCUCUAUAUAUAGUACAACUGUACAGUUAUGAAUAUUCCAAUUUUUCAUUGGAGUUUAGAGUUCAGUCUUAAUUUUCUCGGUUUGUUACCAAAUAAACCAAAUUUAUUCAAUCAACUUCUCUUGUGUUCAUCGUUAGUUGUAAUUUCUCCUUUUCAAUUAAAAGAUAUUUUAUUUUAUGACAAUAGAGCAAAGAUGUUGGAUGGAGUUCGCGAUAUGGCCGUAAUUAUAUUUCUUGUCGUUAAAUUUUUAAUUAUGCUUUCGAAUAAAAGUAGUUUACAUUUUCUUCUCAAGGAACUGGAGGAGGAUUGGAAAAAUAUUAAAAAUUCGAAAAAUGAAAAAAUAAUGAUGGAAUAUGUAAAUUAUGCUCAUAAAUUUUGCAUUAGCGAUUGGUCACUUUAUGCAAUUACAACUUGCACAUAUAUCGGCGAGUUUUUUAUAAUUUAUUUCACUAAUACAUCGGACCAAAAAAUAUUGUUUAUACCCGCAACAUAUCCUUUUGAUAUCAAUCCCUUACCAAUUUUUAUAGCUGUAACAAUUUUGCAAUCUGUUCUAUUUGGAUGUUGGGUGUGUGCUAAUGCUUUGUCUGAAACUUUACUUGCCACAUUGGUAUUUCAUCUUGUUGGUAGGAUUGAAAUUUUACGAAAUGAAAUCGGAAACAUGUCUUUUUCUCCAAAUACAGUAAACAGCAAACGAUAUUUAAUAGAUUUUAUUAAAAAAAUUGUAUACCAACACAGAAAACUUAUAAUUAUAAGUCAAAAAAUUGAAGCCAUCUACAGUUAUAUUUGCUUAAUUCAAUUUUUCACAAGUACUAUCACGUUAUGUCUUGCUGGAUAUUUAUUCAUUACUUCUGUGGAUGAUUUGGAUUUAUUUUUAAUUUUAAAAUACAUCUGUUUUAUACUUCUAAUGUUACUUCAGUCAUUUGCUAUCUGUUUCUGUGGCGAAAUUUUGCUAACGAAGAGUUUAAGUAUUCCUCAAAGUAUAAUUAAUUGUUCGUGGUAUGAGACAUCACCGGAAAACAUUAAGCUCUUAUUAAUGAUUAUCGUGAGAACCCAGAAGCCAAUGUCCUUAACAAUUGGAAAAUUUACUGCUUUGUCUAUUAAAGGUUUUACAAAAAUUUUACAAACAUCUGUCUCAUAUUUGUCUGUAUUACGAACAGCAUAUUAAUACCUUAACUACAACAUGGCAGUGGAAGUAAACUUCUUAUCCCUUUUUUUUAGUAAUCGGUAAUAGGAUAAAAUAGAUGUUAUGUAUAUUUAUACAAAAAUACUCAAUUCCUUAUUUUGUAAGUAUUCAAUUAUUAUACGUAUAUUGUACCUUACAUAAAAACAAAUUGUCAGGAGUAAUCAUUAUGAAUCAGUUUAUUUUACCAUUUCCGCUUGUUUUGAUA
This is a messenger RNA of Leptopilina boulardi, 1780 nucleotides long. Its product is annotated as odorant receptor 13a-like. NCBI's taxonomy places the organism in Eukaryota, Metazoa, Arthropoda, Insecta, Hymenoptera, Figitidae. Gene Ontology annotation, cellular component: plasma membrane. Gene Ontology annotation, molecular function: olfactory receptor activity; odorant binding. The record is from RefSeq and is a predicted model, not a curated record. The coding region runs from base 421 to 1557 and encodes 378 amino acids. The transcript has 6 exons. Gene Ontology annotation, biological process: sensory perception of smell; detection of chemical stimulus involved in sensory perception of smell.